Cyprinodon tularosa is the source of this 550-nucleotide messenger RNA. Its product is annotated as transport and Golgi organization protein 6 homolog. The record is from RefSeq and is a predicted model, not a curated record. Bases 63 to 320 code for a protein of 85 amino acids. Lineage: Eukaryota; Metazoa; Chordata; Actinopteri; Cyprinodontiformes; Cyprinodontidae. The transcript is spliced from 3 exons.
CCUGCCAGGACAUUUUGCUUUGGUUCCUGAACCAAUCGGAGAAAUCUGCUGCUCUGUCAUCUAUGAGGCAGCUUUCCGGCCUCCGAGAGUGUAAGAAUGAUGUGGCGGUGGGGUACCAGUUCAGGGCGGGCGCUGAUGGAGGCGUAAGGCUCAACUGCAAACAGACCUGCAGUGAUGAGGAUGAGGAGCUGUACGAGAAGCUGUCCAGUGAGCAGUGGAGGCUGGAGUGUCUGAUGCACCUGAUGGCUCAGCUCAAGGACUCAGACCUGCCUGGGGAUUUCUUCCUGGAACUGCUGCAGGAUGCAGAAUUUUCUAACUAAAUCUGGCAAAGUCGAAGAGAAGAGCCCCACCUGGAGGAGCUGUUGCGCCAUCAGUGUGUUGUCAAAAAGAAUAAGACAGAAGACAAUUUUUACUAUUGUUCAUUACCAGGAAGUUCACACCAAUAGCUGCUGGGUUUGCCCAGAUUUUCUGAUUUCCCUCUAAUUCUGGAGCCUUAAUUUAAUUUAUUGUUUGUUACUUUGGUUCACAUUUGAAAUGUUCUCUUACUUGA